Messenger RNA from Dendrobium catenatum, 527 nucleotides. RefSeq names its product putative lipid-transfer protein DIR1. The transcript has a single exon. The coding region runs from base 6 to 347 and encodes 113 amino acids. Gene Ontology annotation, molecular function: fatty acid binding. Gene Ontology annotation, biological process: systemic acquired resistance. Lineage: Eukaryota; Viridiplantae; Streptophyta; Magnoliopsida; Asparagales; Orchidaceae. The record is from RefSeq and is a predicted model, not a curated record.
CAGAGAUGGAGAAGAAGAACUCCUCAGCUUCUCUGGCUCUGGCUCUGGCACUUCUGGCGGUGACCGCCACCAUUAUGUUGGUGGCGGCGGAGGCGGCCGAUAGUUGGAAGAUCUGCAACAUGAAUAAGGAUGGGCUGACAGCAUGCCAGCCCGCCAUUUCGGGCUCAUCGGCCCAAAAGCCGGUGCCGGAUCCGUCAGAAACGUGCUGUGCGGCACUGUCGCAUGCAGACCUGAACUGCCUCUGCGGCUACAAGAACUCUGGCCUGCUUCAGUACUUCGGCAUCAACCCUGACCUUGCAAUGCAGCUCCCGGUCAAGUGCAACGUUCCGGCACCCGUUAAGUGCUGAUGGCCCGCCAGAUCGCCAGCCCGCCCGCCCAUGCGAGCCUUAGUAGCGUUAAUAUAUAUGUUUGUGUGUUGUGUGUUCGUGUUACAGUUGUUUGUUCGAUGUGCUAGUUCUAGAAAGGCAUGUGGCUUGUAUUUGUCAAAUAUGUUGGAAUAUAUAUUGGUGUUGGGAGUGCUUGCUUAA